UAGGCGGGGUUACUGACUGGGAAAAGGAUAUAAGCCGCAGUAGCAGGACACAGGUUAUAAUUGCAGAUCUUCCUUGUGCGAUUAGGCUGCUUCGGACGAGCUGCGAUUCGGAAACAUGUCCGGAAGAGGCAAAACCGGUGGCAAGGCCCGAGCUAAAGCUAAGACCCGCAGCUCCAGAGCCGGACUGCAGUUCCCCGUGGGCCGUGUUCACCGUCUCCUGAGGAAAGGUAACUAUGCGGAGCGAGUGGGCGCCGGGGCCCCGGUUUACCUGGCCGCCGUUCUCGAGUACCUCACCGCCGAAAUCCUGGAGUUGGCGGGCAACGCGGCGAGGGACAACAAGAAGACCCGCAUCAUCCCCCGCCACCUGCAGCUGGCUGUCCGCAACGAUGAGGAGCUCAACAAGCUGCUCGGCGGCGUGACCAUCGCCCAGGGCGGUGUCCUGCCCAACAUCCAGGCCGUCCUGCUGCCCAAGAAGACCGGCCAGGCGGCUCCCGCCACCGGCAAGUCGGGCAAGAAGGCGUCCCAGCAGUCGCAGGAGUACUGAGCGCCCGGAGACUCUCCAUCCACACAAAGGCCCUUUUAAGGGCCACCCAAGUGUUCUUUGUAGAGGGCAGAUUUCCGCCAGAAGGGAGGGCGGGGGAGGGGGGUCACACGUGCUCAAUAAAGAGUU
Molecule: messenger RNA, 670 nt
Organism: Scleropages formosus (Asian bonytongue)
Lineage: Eukaryota; Metazoa; Chordata; Actinopteri; Osteoglossiformes; Osteoglossidae
Product: histone H2AX
Exons: 1
Coding region: 116-544 (142 amino acids)
Cellular component (GO): nucleosome
Molecular function (GO): DNA binding; structural constituent of chromatin; protein heterodimerization activity
Source: RefSeq, a predicted model, not a curated record